AGGGAAACGAGUCAUGUAAACUCCUUUAUUCCACAUUCGGAGCAAAGGGAGCAUCUUGUUAAGACAUCACCGGGUAAUCGUCUUAUUUUGAAUACCUUGACCACCGAUAUGAACAUGGAAAAGGGCUCCAGUCCUCGGUUGACCAAACGUGGUAGCUUUUCUAUAGAUGACAUUCUGAAUGUCAAAAACUCUAGCGUAUCGAGUGAUGAUCUCUCAUCUGAAGAGCCUUUGUCCAAAGAAGACUUAAUGAUAACAAAAAAAUUGGACAAGGAGCCUUCAAAACCAUCGAAGAAAUUAGACGACAAAGUUGCCUCCUUUCAAGGCGCACGUCAAAAUGAAGGACGACCAAGUGUAGAACUCAAGAAAAGGCCACGCACUGCUUUCACCAACGAACAGAUAAAUGUCCUAGAGAUCGAGUUUCAGAAAAGCAAGUACCUCAGUGUCGCACGCAGAAUGGAGCUUUCAAAACUGUUGGAACUCUCAGAGACACAGAUCAAAAUAUGGUUUCAAAAUCGCCGUACGAAAUGGAAGCGAAAGCUGGCGGCUGAGAUGGAUUACGCCAUUGCUGCCCAAGGCUACCUGUACCCUUCACACCCUGUGUGGCACGGGCCUAAGUGUUACUUUGACAGUAGUUUGACCCAUUCCAGCCGCUUACACCCAUCACUCGUGACAGUUUUCCAUCCACCUAUAUUCACAACAACAUCAAAACAGUCACCAAGGAGCUAUCCACCUUCAAAUCUCAACCCAGCACUAUUUUAAGGACAGCUAAAGCAUUCAGUCAUAGCCUCUACUUAGAUAACAUUCAAGGCUGUGUCAAAAUAUCAGAGACCUUAUCCCUUAAGUUUUUUUUUUUAAGCUGAUGUACUAAAUAUAUGAUAGAGUUUUGUAUCCGCUGUCAAAGAUGCCAGAUUGACAAAAUGUUGAACAAUAACGGAUCUUAGGUCCAGCAGAAUAUAGCGUGCCAGCCUUUUUCCGUGGAAUUUCUUCGCCAAUAAUAAUUAGAUGGAAACAAGAAAAAAUUGUUUUCAACAGUACGUCACGAAAAAUGCUGAUGAAAGUAUAGCGCUCGCAUAAAGGAAUAGGUACAGCUUGUAACGAAGUAGUGCUUUGUAUAAAAGGCGUCAUGAAUAUAGAAAAGAAAACCGUAAAACUACCUUUUAAACAUUUCCAUCAAUAGUGAUUUAGAUUAUAUUGUUCGUGUUCGUUUUAAGCUAUGAUAAAGUAAACCAACGAACAUUUAUAAGAGCAUGUUAAAUUAGCAGAUAGUUAUUAAACGCGCUCGGGAUAAGUUAAUUGAGCUUUAUUGAACAGUGUGAGAGCUCGUUUUGGUUUUGUUAUAUUUCAUAAUUAAAGUU
Stylophora pistillata is the source of this 1355-nucleotide messenger RNA. RefSeq lists its product as uncharacterized. NCBI's taxonomy places the organism in Eukaryota, Metazoa, Cnidaria, Anthozoa, Scleractinia, Pocilloporidae. Gene Ontology annotation, molecular function: DNA-binding transcription factor activity, RNA polymerase II-specific; DNA binding. Gene Ontology annotation, biological process: regulation of DNA-templated transcription. The record is from RefSeq and is a predicted model, not a curated record.